Molecule: messenger RNA, 1365 nt
Organism: Arthroderma uncinatum
Lineage: Eukaryota; Fungi; Ascomycota; Eurotiomycetes; Onygenales; Arthrodermataceae
Exons: 4
Coding region: 1-1365 (454 amino acids)
Source: RefSeq, a predicted model, not a curated record
AUGGCCCAAAUUCAACUGGAUAUGGACACGCAGCCCUACGGGGUGACUGGUAAAGGUCUUAUUGAGGCCAGAAUGCCGGAUUUAGUCUACGGACCCGGAUGUACGAAACAUAAAUCCACACAUGCUACGUACUUUGUGUCCAGACUCGGGGAGUGGACCGGCUUUGAAAAGGAGGUGAAGGACACCUUCGAGUCCCUACCAUGGACCCAGGAAACUCUUGACUUUUCGGCAAAAAAACUCCCAAAACAUAACAUGUCGCAGGAGCGACUACGGUGCGGGGACGAACACUCCGUUUUGGCCCGAUUUGGGCAAAACGCUGGUGCGGUAGUCAGUUGUGUAUUGGCUAGCUUGGGUAAAGAUAUCUGCUUUGCAGAUGCCAAGGCAUGCAUCGAUUCAACGCUGGGAACAGCCGUUCCAGAUAUUGUUAUGAUGACCGAACCGGGGGAGCUGUUAGUUGUCGGAGAAGCCAAAACCCCCUGGAGGCAUGACUUUGAAGAUACAUUGCUCAGUGGAAGUCGACGACAGGUUCACAACAUGUUUGCAUCCGGGGAUAGCAGAGCAGAUAACCCUAUGAUUGAGGGGGAUUGGUGCAACGCGAAGUAUAACGAAAGCGAUGAGGAAAGUGAUGACCUCCCUGAAUCGACUACCCCUUCAGAUGACGUUUCUAUGGAGGAUGCCGAGUCGCCGGAGCAACAAGUGCCACAGGAACGUGGCACUGGCACCAAAGGUACCACCGCCAUGGACCCCUCAAUGAACAGCCUCCUGAAAUGGGGCAUCGAGAAUACCAUUCCCAGCGGUCAGACAAACGGAAACGAAACCCCAGCCGCCAGCCGCUCUAUUGACGCAGAAGCAUUGCAGCGUCUGCUAGCAAAUACCCCUUCAGACGCAGAGCUCAUGAAAACCGCAAUGGAAGUUGUCCGCUCUUCGGAAGCGACAUUAGAGAACAAACUCAUCGCAUUCGACAAUUUUGAGCAGUUGGUUGAGAACCUAGAUAACGCGAAUAAUAUGGAUCCGUUGGGCCUCUGGGCUCCGUUGGUUGAAACCCUAAAACAUGAAGAGGCGGAAAUACGAAAAAUGGCUGCUUGGUGUGUCGGUACAGCGGUACAGAAUAACGAAAAGUCUCAGGAGAAGGCAUUGGAAGCCAAAGCUAUUCCCGAAUUAAUUCGAGUCGCCAAGGAAGAUACUGAUGCUACCGUACGUCGGAAAGCUGUCUACGCCGUAUCUUCGUGCGUACGGAACUAUCAACCUGCUCUCGACCAGUUGGUGGGGCACCUACCCGCCGAGGUUGUCGGUGCUGACGAGAAAAUCGAUGCCGGUGAUAUGGAUAAGAUAGAUGUGAUUAUCGCCCAUCUUAGGCAAGCAUGA